Pelodiscus sinensis (Chinese soft-shelled turtle) is the source of this 5690-nucleotide messenger RNA. NCBI's taxonomy places the organism in Eukaryota, Metazoa, Chordata, Testudines, Trionychidae. The record is from RefSeq and is a predicted model, not a curated record.
GGGAGAGACAGAAAAAUCCAACCUUGAUCCUGUCCAUCUAACAAAAACAACACCAAAAAAAGGAGCAGGGAGUGAAAAAGAUACUGAACCAUGAGAGGACCUUCUCUAUUAUCCCAUGAUUGAUUACUUUGCUUUGGAGCCCUGUGAUGGGGUAUAUCAACCUCGCACUGAGGUCGAAGAGGAUCACCUGGCCCAGCUGGCUGACAAAACUCCACCCCCAGAGCCCUGGUGGGUGUGCUCCAAUUGGAAGCUGGCUAUAAAAGCCUUUGGAGCAGCUCAUUCCUCCUGGGAAGAAGACGCAACCAGACCAAACAGUGGCAGCCAGGCUGAGAGGGGCAGCAGUAGAAGCUUCUGGACCAGAGUGUGAAGAUGGUGAGGACUUCUUAUAAGGACAGAGUAGGAAGUAGCCUUGGAUGGGGAAUUGCUCCCUGAGGGCUCGUGUGUUGUGUUGGGAUUCCCUGCCCAGUUAGCAGUAGAUCACUCCACUGUGACAGAGACCUGGGCUGGGACCCAGUGGUGAGGGAGGGCCCGUGUGCCCCUAAACCGCCUCCCCCAGAUACUCCUGCGUGCAGGAGCUUUGUCUAUUUUAUUGGGACUCUGUGGCCAUUGGGCUAUACUACCCUGAUACCAAAGGGACUGUAUAAGGACUCAAAGGCCGCUGGGCUGGACUGUGUAUAAACUCUGAGGUCGUUGGGCCAUACUGUGUAUGAACUCUGCAACUACUGAAUUGUACUACCCUGAAUAUUCGGGGAUUGCAUGAGGACUCAGGUCACUGGGCUGUACUGUGUAUCAGUUCUGUGGCCAGGCCUUGUUGCCCUGAACACAAAGGGGACUGUUUGGACUCUGUGGCUGCUAGGCCAUACUGCCUUGAGUGCAAGUCACAGUACAUAGACUUUGUGGCUGAUAGGCCACCCUAUCUCAAACGGGAGUUCGAGGAGCUGAAGUGGACUUUCCUUGCCCUCUCUGGUGGGCAGACAAGGCGCCCCUCGACAAGCCCUGAACUGUCAUUCAUGUAACUGUGGAAGGUUUUAUCUGUUACUGAGGAGACUUCCCCAUCAACCUUAAGACCCGCAUUUUGUAGUGAAGGAAAAUGGAGCUUGCAGAUCUUUUGACAUUUGCCUUCAUGGAAAUCAAUGGAACAACAGUAACAGUGGCUCUGCUGGUGAUCCUCCUAGUAUUACUCUCUUGGUACUCCACCUCUGCGUUCUCCAGGCUGCAGAGGGUGGGUAUCAGGCAUCCUACACCUUUGCCUUUCAUCGGAAACCUGCUGUUCUUUCAACAGGGCUUUUGGGAAAACCAUACAAAACUGAUCAAGGACUAUGGACCUGUUUCUGGAUACUACAUGGGUCGCCGAAUGUACGUGUUGGUGUCUGAGCCAGAGAUGAUCAAACAUAUCUUAGUGAAGGACUUCAGCAACUUCACCAACAGAAUGACUACAGCCAUGGUUACCAGGCCAAUGGUAGACAGCAUUCUCUGUCUGCGGGAUCAGAGAUGGAAAGAUGUGCGGAGCAUGCUGACCCCGGCCUUCAGUGCUGCAAAAAUGAAAGAGAUGACUCCGCUAAUAAACCAAGCAUGUGAUGUCCUGCUAAGUAACUUGAAGGUCUAUGCGGAUUCUGGCAAGGCUUUCGAUAUUCAAAGGUGUCAUGUCGGCUGCUUCACCUUGGAUGUUGUCGCUAGUGUGGCUUUUGGUACCCAGGUGGAUUCUCAGAAGAAUCCUGAUGAUGUGUUUGUUCAGAACUGCAAAAAGUUUUUUCAGUUUUCACUUCUGAGGCCCAUCCUAAUUCUAACCAUUGCAUUUCCAUUCAUAAUGAUUCCAUUGAUCCGGAUUUUGCCAAACAAGAGUCGUGAUGAUCUGAAUGGAUUUUUUAUCGAAGUUAUUAAGAAUAUGAUUGCCUUGAGAGACCACCAAGAUGCAAAUGAGAGACGCAGAGACUUUCUCCAGUUGAUGCUCGAUGCUCGCAGUUCUACUAGCUACGUCGGGGUGGAACACUUUGACAUAGUCAACCAAGCUGAUGUUUCCAUUCAGGACCAAAAGCCUCCUGCUGACAAGGCCCUGCCUAAAAAGGUUCACACGACAUUGUCUGAAGAUGAGAUAGUAGGCCAAGCCUUCAUCUUCCUGAUUGCUGGCUAUGAGACCACCACCAAUGCCCUGUCCUUCGCCACCUACUUGCUAGCCACCAACCCAGAGUGCCAAGAGAGACUGCUGCAGGAGAUAGAUGAGUUCUCUGAAAAACAUGAUAUCCCCGACUACCAAAAUGUCCGAGAGCUCCCUUACCUGGAUAUGGUGAUUGCAGAGACAUUGCGCAUGUACCCACCUGCAUUCAGGUUCACUCGGGAGACGUUGAGGGACUGCGUAGUGAGGGGCCAGCAAAUUCCAGCUGGGGCUAUAGUGGAAAUUGCAGUUGGACAUCUACAUUAUAACCCUGAGUUCUGGCCAGAACCUGAGAAAUUCAUCCCUGAAAGGUUCACAGCAGAGGCCAAGCUGCAGCACAAUCCCUUUGCAUACCUCCCAUUUGGGGCAGGCCCACGCAGCUGCAUUGGCAUGAGGAUGGCUUUGUUGGAGAUGAAGAUGACUUUACUGCGGAUCUUGCAAAAGUUCAAAUUUGAAACCAGCACUGAGACUCAGAUUCCUUUGCAGUUGACGUCUCUCUCAACAUUAGGACCAAAAAAUGGAGUCUACAUUAAGAUAGUACCUCGAUAGAGCAAAAACCCUAUUUAGAAAGCCUCCAAGGAGGUGAUCUGUUUUUCAGUGCCUUAUUGAAAUACUUUUGAAAUGUUACCCAAAUCCAUCAAUGACUUGGGAGCCUAAAUCUCAUUGUGAGCCAAUGGGAUUUUAAAAGGUGUAGACCAAAAUCCCACUGACUUUCAGUGAGGCUCAGGCCCCUAAGUCACUUUUGAAAAUGGUACUUAGGUGCUUAGCAAAGUUUUACCCAAGCACAUUACUGUGAAGAGUCUCUGAAAAGGCCUUCUGCUUUUCUUCACCCUUCGUGGUCAUUGUAAGGCUCUCUUCAUUUUGCUUAUCCACAUGGGAGUUUGUCUUGGCUCCAACAUGCAGUCUGUACUUCCUCACCUUGAGUAUAUUUAUAUAAUGUGGAAUGAUAGCCUGUUAACAGAGCAUUCAGUCCUAAUUUAGAUAUACUCCAAAGGGCUGCAAGCAUAGUCAUAAUAGCGAGGACUAAAAGUCAGGAAAUCUAGAGCCUACUCCCAGCUCUGUACAGAAAGCCACCCCUCACCCAAUAAAAUAUUGCUUACUCGCUUGUUACCAAACAGUGAGACACUUGGAUGAAAUGAGCUAGUAUUAUUAUUAUCUAACAUUUCUUACAAUGGAUUUAAAAAUAAUGGUAAUCCUCUGUACAGCACUCAAGUGUCUAUGACCAGACCAAAGAACAUUGUAGACUAGCUAUUAAGUUUUGUUUGUUACUGAAUAUUAUUUAGAGUAGGGCUACUCAACUUUGGAAGUGCUGAGGGGCUAUAAUGAUACUCACAGCACAUGCCAAGGGCCACAAUUUAAGUGUGGUUGCAGAGACAUGCAAAUAUAUAUGCAAAUAGCUUCUUUCACACUUGAUGGGUAUGAAUACAAAGAUUAAGGCAAGUCUACACAACACACAGGCCCUAGUUAAGUCAGUUCUGCUGCUAUUAAUAAAAUGCAAUAGUUACCUGAUUUCCACCCAUAUGACAACACUUUUAAUGAGCAAUGACAAUCCAGGUAUUUAACUAUGAAAACACAUAUCAGAAGACCAUUCUAUUGAGUACUUUUUUGUUUUGACUCCCACCAAUGGGCCGCAUAUUGAGCCUCACGUAAACCCAAACUGCAUCACGGGCCACAUGCUGAGUAGCCCUGAUUUAGAGAAUUUUGAAAUAUAAAAAUGUAAGCGUUUUGAAGGUCUAGGAAAUUUUAGGGUUGAUUUGAAGAUAGUGGUAUAGCAAGAGUUUUCCUAGCAUGGCAUGUAGUUUUUUUCUUUCUAUGCAUUUCAGUAGUCACCACAGUUGGUCAAUUCAUUGUUUCAAAGGAGGCUGCAUGAGCGUAAAGCCAAGGAUUAGAAGCCAGGAAAAUAAGUUUCAAUGGCUAUGUUAACUCUUGGGUGACCCUGCAGCAAGUCACUUCACAUAUGUAUGCCUCUCCCAACCCACACAGAGAAAGAACAUUGGUGAAUGCUAGGCUGAGAGUCUGCAUUCAAGGAACCUGGAUGUUCUCACGGCCAAAGCCAAGCAGCACGUAUUUGACUCUUCAGGACCAGUUUGAUCACAGCAUCUGCAGCAGCUAAAGGCAAAUAGUUUUUGCAUGUGUCCCUGUUGCAGACUGCUGGGUCCUUGAUAAGUUAGUGGAGCAUUCCUCAAACUAGGACCCUGAUCAUGACAGCUACAGCAUUAGAAUUCCCAGCAGCCUCUACUCCUGCCUUCAGCCUAAAGGUAUAGUGUCCCAGAUCCUCAGAGGGCUUCCCCUGCUUUCAGUGUAAGUCAAGGAACCUAAAUACCUUUGAGCAUGUGGGCACUUGUCCCUUCCCAGGCCAACCAGAAGCACCGAUGACAUUGCAGGUAGUGCUACCAAAUAAAAAAAUUGGAAGUGCUACCAAAUAAAAAAAGGUAGAUCUCAGUAAGAGAGUGGGGUAAUAAGUGGCAGAUUUAAAAGUAUUUCAGUGGGUUGCAUAGUUUAUUUUCUCUAAACGUAGGGCUAAUUUUGUUUCUACUAUAUACCGAGAUCAUGAACAAGAGGACAGAAAGUGCCUAAGCACCGCCAAGCUCCAUCUAUAUUCAUCUUGCCCCAAUUUUUUUUUCCUGCACUGUGAAAUUAAGUUUCCUUAAGCUCCAGCCAACUGAGCUCUCAUUGGUACUUUUACCAAAAGUUCACUUAAAAAAAAUCUCAGUGGCUUAAACCUCCAACCCACCCCUCGCCUGACUGUUUCUGUGUGAAUUGGUUUCUGCUGUAGCAGCAGCUGAUCCAGUCACACGUGAAGGGAAACAUCUCUCUUCUAUGGUAUACAGUUGUCUGCAAAUAAGAUACUAAGUAGUGCGAUUAAAAACUACUGCUGCUGUUCCAUGUAUUCCCAGCUGCAGUUUCCUGCUCACAUAUAGCAUACUGAGGCUGGUCUUAUGGGCACAGCCUGCUUUUCUCUCUGCUGGUCACUGUGUCUACACCUUUAAAAGUCAUGCUUUCAUUGGGCUUACUAAGGCUUGUGUUUGAAUUUUCUUCUAGCUUGAGUUCUAGAGUAGUAAAUGUGGGUUAUGAGCCUGAUAGUUAAUGCCCCAUCCAUAUUUUCACUGCACAGCCUGGCCAUGCAGGAAUUUAAAUGGUUUGAUGUGCCUAUGAAAUGAAAUACUGAGGUAAUGGUCUUAUCUAAACAAAAAAAAAAAUGCAACACGCACCUUAUUGUCUAUGCACAAAUUUGCCUUGAUUGUUUUCAAUAGCAUAUUAUUUGUGGUUGUGAUUCUAAGUUACAUUACAUAAUUAUACCUGUAAACUGGAAUAGUUUAGGGUGAUGUCCUCAUUAAAGUCAUUUGAUUGAAAAGAAAAAGUGUGUCCCCUUUGCUAUGUUCUUGAUAUCCACAUCAGAAAGUCAGCCUCCAGUUUUCAGCCAGAAGUGUUGGUGGCCCACACUCCCCAACCUUGGGAUGUAAGCAACUAGUGAACUAUGCAGUAAGCAAAAGCUUAUCAGAUAGUCAACUAGUCCCUCAGAUAGUCGCUUCCCCCC